CCCCAGUCGCGCCCUUUAAUUUUCUCCUUUAUUGACCGACAAGUGAAUCCAGAGAAUGCUUGGAAGGAGCAAGACUGCAAAAGACAGAUUGGCAAACAAGUCUCUAUUCUUUCAUGACCAGCUGGUUCCUCUCUUGCCCCCGAUCCCCUCCAAGAUGAGAUACUGUCUCCUAGCUAGAUCUAUUAUCCAGCUCUCCCAGGCCAUUUAGACUUGCAACUACCUAGUUAACUCUGUCGGCGCGCGUUGCGGAGCAUCCUGACGUUCGUCUGUCUACUGGAGCUCGUGCCAUGAUUGAUGCAUCAACCUUCGAUUAACAGAGACAUCUCUGUUUCUAGCUCUCAGUGCAUUGUGGAGACAUAACAUCGUUGCAAUAAGAGUAAUAGAGUUUUUACAACAACCCACACAUUGGCUAGAACAAGGCAAGGGGUAACAACAUUAACCGAUUAAGCAUGAACUUCACAAUGGAGGGCUUGGUGGAGCUAUGGAGCAAGUGGGAAAUCCAAUUGGUGGUACUGCUCAGCUUCACCUUGCAAAUAUUCCUUUUCUUUGGUGGUGGUAUUAGGCGGUACUACACAAACACCAUUCUUAGGCUUUCCAUCUGGCUGGCCUAUGUGGGGGCAGACAUGGUUGCAGUCUAUGCUCUUGGCCUCAUAUCAAAGAAUGAUGAGAAUGCUGCAACAUCAGUUGGAUGCCAUGGAAUUAAGAAUCCAAAUGACAUUGAUUCAAGUCACAACCAGUUAGCUUUCUUCUGGGCACCAUUCCUCCUCAUCCAUCUUGGUGGGCAGGACACCAUGACUGCUUUCUCUGUGGAGGACAACAACUUGUGGCUGAGGCACCUGCUGAACUUGUCCAUCCAAGUCUUCUUGGCCUUAUACGCCUUUUGGAAAUCGACAGGUCGACACAACCUGAAGAUUUUAGCUCCAGCCAUACUUGUCUUUCUUGCUGGAAUCAUCAGGUAUGGAGAGAGGACAUGGGCUCUUAAGUGCGGUAGCCGAGAUGGCCUUAGGGAAACAAGUUGGCAAUUGCAAAAACUGAAUGUUGAAGUUGAUAAGGGAACCUAUGUUGGCACAGUCUUUUAUGGUUUAAGCUCAAUGCCAGGAGUCCGAGAUCUCUUCUCCGGACGCAACGUCUCCCAGAUGAAAGUUCGUGAGGUAUUCAAGUUCCAAGCAGAUAGACCACUGGAUCAAGUGCUCAAGUUGCUAGAGGUAGAGCUUGCUAUGAUGUAUGAUGAUCUCUACACCAAAGCCAUGGUGCUUCGUACAACGAGUGGAAUCAUACUCCGGUGCAUCAGCCAGAUCUCAAUAAUAUCUGCCUUUGUGCUCUUCAUAAUCGCAAACAGCAAACAAUAUUCCAGCAGAGCUGAUGCUGCAAUCACCUACGCGUUAUUCAUCGGCGGCUUUGGUCUUGAAUCUUGUGCUGUCGUUUUGAUGGUCAUGUCACCAUGGACCUGGGCAUUCUUCAAAGCUCGAAAGAAUGAAAUGCUUGCCCAUGUUACUUGGCUUCUUCUCUCGGGUAGUAUUGGUUGGCCGGAGAAGAGGAUAUUGUGGUCAAACUCAAUGGGGCAGUACAACUUUCUGAGUUCGUGUAUAGUCCUUCAUCAACCAAGAACAUCAUCCAAAGUGCUUAUCUUCUUCAGAAAGGUGUUAAGUUCUGUUGAAAAGAAAUUUUUUGUCAGAAAGCUACGCCACACAAAGCAUGUUCAAGUAAACAAGGACAUCAUGGAAAAUGUUGUCACAUGGGUUCAGCGUGUUGCUCGCGAGGAGUUUACUAGACAAACUGAGCAACAACACUGGUCACAUAUUCGUCCAAUUAUCAAAGCUACACUGAACUCCGCCGCUAAUUCUUUUGGUGAUAACAUCAUCCUGUUGCAUACAUAUACAGAGCUGCACCUAAGGAAACGCCCUAACGACGAGGUCAUCAGCACGAAUGGUACAGUUGCAAGCAUCAAUACUAUCAUGGACACAUGCAGAAAGAUAUCAAAUUAUAUGGUCUACCUCUUAGUUGUGCAGCCUUCCAUGUUGCCCCUCAGUGGCACUGCAGAGGAUACGCUAGCAGAAUUUUAUGAGAAGGUCAUCAGGAAUAAUAGCAGCAGCAAGCAGGAUGUUCUGGACACUGCUUAUCAGCUAGUGGAGAAUAUUCUGGAGUUUGGUGACGAGGAAUGUUUGAAAGAACAGGAAGAACCCGGGCUAUGGUGUGAGACAUUGAUUGAGACCAGAGACGUGUGGAUGAGACUACUUAUUUUUGCAGCUGGCAAGUGCCCAGUGGAUCUGCACGCCAAGCAACUGGGAAGAGGAGGGGAGCUUCUCACCUUCGUCUGGUUACUCAUGGCACACUGUGGAAUUGGAGAUGUUGCUCAUCAGGUUGACCUGAUAAGUAGUAACAAUGUUAUGUCAGGGCAGUUUUGUGCGUUCCAUUUUCCUAGUGAGGCAGAACAAUCUAGUGCAUAAAUAGAUCCUGGUAAUAAGCUUAGCAAUCUAAUGGUGAGAGCAAAUUUCUUAGAUGUUGAGGGAACAAGGUGAAUAGGAGCCACUCCAAAAUUCAACCACAAUAACCUCUCUAAGGGGGUGUUUGGGAGAGCUCCACUCCAACUAUUUCAGCUCCACUCCAACAACUCCACCAUAGAGCAGCUCCACCAUGGAGUUGAGGUGGGUGAAAAGAUGUUUGGCUUGUCUAGUCAACUCCAGCUCCUAUUUUUCAAGUAUUUUUAUGGAUGUCCAUUUUUACCCUUUGUUGUUGGGCUGCAGGCCCAUUUUCCUGGAUGCAUCUAUGGGCUGCUUUUGUGUCUUUAUGCGAUGUA
Messenger RNA from Panicum virgatum (switchgrass), 2797 nucleotides. RefSeq lists its product as uncharacterized. Lineage: Eukaryota; Viridiplantae; Streptophyta; Magnoliopsida; Poales; Poaceae. The record is from RefSeq and is a predicted model, not a curated record. Bases 450 to 2447 code for a protein of 665 amino acids. The transcript has 3 exons.